Molecule: messenger RNA, 4827 nt
Organism: Paraphaeosphaeria sporulosa
Lineage: Eukaryota; Fungi; Ascomycota; Dothideomycetes; Pleosporales; Didymosphaeriaceae
Product: ABC transporter
Exons: 7
Coding region: 185-4543 (1452 amino acids)
Biological process (GO): transmembrane transport
Cellular component (GO): membrane
Molecular function (GO): ATP binding; ABC-type transporter activity; ATP hydrolysis activity
Source: RefSeq, a predicted model, not a curated record
ACGCGUCCUCCACGUCCUCGCGAGUUACGACGCAUCACGACAGUGUGAGUCACUACGGAAUGGGCGAUGGGCGCAUCUCUCUUGAGGAACGAGAAGUCUGUUUAACUGAACGUCAAAUCGCUGCGUCGUGAUCCGUCGCCAUCCAGGCACUGCCUCGUCUCUCACCCCACAAAUUUAGUUGGCCAUGUCGGCAGCGUGCGCAUCAGAUGGGUCCUUUGGACCGGGAGUGGGCUCGUGCCGUGGGGGCUUCGAUCUCACGCUCGGCUUCGAAGACAGCAUACUUGGCCUGCUACCCCAGGCCAUAUUCCUCGCCCUGGCACCCGUCCGAUUGGCUACACUGCGAAGGCGCCGUGACAGAGUUGCUCGGCACUCCCAUUUGGGAUUCCUGAAAACAAUUUCCGGUGUUUUGUACGUCGGCUCGUCGAUCGCACUGUUGGCAAUAUGGAGCGAAAUAGACUCUUUCAAGACGAAGCUGUCUGUCGCGUCGGCUGCUCUCGAGUUCAUGAGCUCGCUCCUCAUCGUGGUACUGUCUCGUAUGGAACACAGCAGAGCAGUACGACCUAGUCAUCUGCUACAGUUCUUCCUGCUGGUCCUGCUCCUAUGCGAUGCCGUGCGCCUGCGCACUCUGUUCCUGAUGGAUUAUCCAACAUCGCUUGUGACACCAGCAUCGAUUCAUACAUUCUUGACCGGACUGCUGCUGUUGCUAGAGUCUCUUGACAAGCGCGAGCUAUUCAACUCCGAUGGAGACCGCAAGCUUCCACCUGAGGAGACUAUCGGUCUCUUCGGCAAGAGGUUAUUCUGGCAUCUCAAUGACCUUUUCAGAGACGGUUACCGAAAGGUCCUCAAACCAACAGACUUGAGCAGUAUGGAUGCAGACCUCGCGUCGAAAGCACGAGCGGUGGCGUUUCAGCAAGCCCUCGUAGCGCAGGACAAGUCUAGAAGCAUGCCUCUACUGCGAGUCAUUUUCAAGAUUCUAUGGCCCGACUUACUUCUUCCGAUCAUUCCACGCGUUAUCCAGAUGGCGACCACACUGAGCCAGCCAUACUUGAUUACGGCCAUGAUUGAUUUCGUUGGAGAGCCCAAGACCCCUCAAUCGACAAACAAAGGUUACGGUCUUAUCGCGGCUUUUGCUCUGAACUAUGCUCUCCUCGCGGUGGCCUUUGGCUGGACUGCGCAGAGUAUGGCCCGGUUCAUGACCAAGCUGCGAGGGUGCCUGAUCUCUGCAUUAUACGAUAAGACGCUACACACUUCGUCUAAAGAUGUGGACCUCGGCAGUGCAACGGUCUUGAUGAACGUUGACGUGGACAAAAUACUGCAAGCCAGUAAGCAAAUCAACGAAGUCUGGGCUGCAUUUGUUGUCAGUGGUGUGGCCAUGUACAUCAUGUAUACCCACCUAGGCGUCGCUUUCGUCGCGCCUUUCCUGACGAUGCUAAUAGCGACUGGAGUGACAACUAUGCUUGGCGCUAUGAUGAGAAACCGGAUGAGUCUGUAUGCAGCCGCAACGGAGCGACGUAUCACAGCCAUCGCGUACGUUGUCGGCAACAUGAAAGGCGUACGCAUGCUCGGAUUGUCCGAGACCGUCUUUCAGAUGUUGACCAAACUGCGUCAUGCCGAAGUCGACGCAUCUAUAUACUUUCGAAAAGCCAUUGUUUGGAUCACGCUUAUUUCCAAUGUCAUGUUCCAACUCACUACUCUUACGACUUACGUUACCUUCGCAAUCAUCACGCUCGCGAAGGGCAAUGGGACGACCCUUGAUAUGAACAGACUAUAUGGGUCGUUAUCUGCCCUAAAGCUGUUCACCACGCCGUUUGGAAUGGUGCUUCAGAUACUCCCACAAAUACAAACAGGUAUCGCCUCCCUCGAGCGCGUCGAAAAGUUUCUCUUUGGGCAAGUCGUCCCUUCAGAAGAUCGAGACGCCUCUGGCCCCAGCCUAAGCGGCAACGACAUGGAACUACUUCCCCUCACAGCCCACCGUGAAGGAGGCCACGUUCUUUCAUUGAGGAACGCAACAUUUGCGAUUGACAGUCAGCCUCUACUGUUUGACUUGACGACCAACUUCUCCGCGAACACGUUUACUAUGAUCGUCGGCAAAGUAGGAUCGGGCAAGUCCGUGCUACUGCGCUCCCUUGUGGGCGAGACGGAUCUUUCGCGUGGCCAGUUCCAACACUCAAGAUUAGGCAGCGCAUUCUGUGACCAGCAAGUCUGGCUCCGUAAUGCCACAGUACGAGAGAACAUUGUCGGAGAAGAUGCGCUCGAUGAAUCAUGGUACCAGAAGGUGCUCUGGGCCUGCGGCCUUUUGCAAGACCUGCAAGUGAUGAAAGGAGGCGACAGCACCGCAAUUGGAUCGAAAGGUAUAUCCCUGUCAGGAGGCCAGAAAAAUCGCAUGUCCCUGGCACGCGCUCUUUAUGCAAGGAAGCCGGUACUCGUGCUCGAUGACAUGCUUUCUGGGCUGGACAACACAACCGAGAAGCUUGUAUUCAAUCGAGUCUUUGCUCGCAGCGGCAUUCUACGUAAAUCACGGGCUACAGUCAUCCUGGCUACGCAUUCUACGCACUAUGCUCGACAUGCAGAUCAGAUCAUUGUCAUGGCGGACGGAAGAAUUGCUGAGCAAGGAACAUACCAGGAAUUGCUCGAGAAGAAUGUUGACCUCCGCAAGUUCAACGAUGGCGAGACUUCUAGCACGGCAGACAGUGAUGAAGAGACUGACUCUACUUCCGAAGCCGACAUUGCCUCUCAACUGACCCCGAAACCCGUCGACGACAAAAACGAGGACGAUCUUGCUCGGCAAACCGGAGACAGACGCAGUCUCAUCUUCUUUAUUAAAACCAUCGGCGCAUUCCAUAUGACCCUCAGCUGGUUAUUGAUGGUCGGAGGCAUUGUCAUGACGCAGAUCCAGUUUCUCUGGCUGAAGUGGUGGGCAGAAGCCGACGACCAGAGCCGACGCGGAACGAUACGCCAGCUCUAUUUGUUCGUUAUCGUCACUGUUGUUAAUAUUGCCGCAUACUUCGCGUACUUUGUUCACUACGCGCUAUGGUUCCAACCACGCUUGAGUUUGAACAUGCAUGCCAAUCAACUUGUCGCGUUGAUGCGCGCCAGGUUCUCGUUCUUGGUGUCAACGGACAUCGGUUCGAUCACGAACAGAUUCUCCCAAGAUAUCACGCUGGUAGAUCUUCAGCUUCCCGUGUCGUGGCUGAAUGUCACAUUCGAGGUGAUUUAUACCAUAUGUUCAUUCGUCAUCAUGGCAAUCGCCACGCCCCCUAUCGCCUCCACGAUCCCGGUUCUCGGAGUUGUAGGCUACGGUAUCCAGCGUGUGUACCUUAGAACGUCCAGACAGGUUCGUCUGAUGGACCUCGAAGCCAAAGCUCCGUUGUGCACUCACUUCCUCGAAACCAUGGCCGGCCUCGUCACUGUUCGCGCGUUCGGCUGGGGAGAGGCAUACCGCAAGCGAAACGACAUACUCCUGGACCAAUCGCAGGUUCCAUACUACCUACUUGCCGCGAUUCAAAACUGGCUGACGCUCGUAUUGGAGCUUGUGGUUGCAGGCAUGAUCACCAUGAUUGUGGGCCUGGCUGUGGGACUGAAGACUAAGAUCGAUCCUGGGUAUCUCGGCCUGGCGCUGAUUUCAGCUAUGGACCUCGGCGUCAACUUCCGCAUCAUUAUUGUGUACUGGACCGAGCUAGAAACCUCUCUCUCAGCCGUCGUUCGUAUCCUUCAAUUCUCGGAAACACCUCCAGAAGAACUCGGCCUUACCAUCGCUUCCCCACCACCAAACUGGCCGAAAAGGGGCGCCAUCACCUUCUCCAACUUUGCAGCAAGCUACACUGAAGAAGGCAAAAAAGUGCUUAGCGACAUCGAUCUCUCAAUCCAACCGGGGGAGAAGAUCGGCUUGUGCGGCCGCACCGGCAGCGGCAAAUCCAGCCUCGUCGCCACGCUCUUUGGGCUCCUGCAUCAGCGCGAGGGACAAGUCGCAAUCGACGAUAUACCCAUCACAGACGUAUCCCUUUCCACUCUACGUUCCAAGAUCAUUGCCCUCCCACAAGAGCCCUUCUUCCUCAAGGGCACGGUGCGGUAUAAUCUCUCGCCCUGGGACAUAGAAGCCCGGCGCCCGGUCGUUUCCGACGAACAGAUGCAACUCGCACUGGAGGAGGUGCAGCUCUGGGAGAAACUCAGUGGUGCGGCCGAGAUGGGGCAAUCUGCGCUGGAUCUGAGACUUGACAAUGUAGAUAGUCUGUUGAGCCAAGGAGAGAGGCAGCUUUUCUGUCUUGCGAGGGCGAUAUUGAUGGAUGGAAAAAUCGUGGUGCUGGAUGAGGCUACCAGCAGUGUCGACGCACACACCGACGCCUUGAUGCAGCGUAUCCUGCGUACCGCAUUUGCAGAUCGUACCAUCAUUGCGAUCGCGCAUCGGCUGGACACCAUACUAGAUUUCCACCGCGUAGUGGUAAUGGAUGCGGGUAGAAUUGCGGAGGUAGGGGUGCCAAGUAGGUUGCUAGAGACGGAAGGGAGUUUAUUCAGGGCGCUGGUGGAGAGCCAGAAGGGGGCUUGAUGACUUAGACAUCCCAUUGAAAUUGUGCAAACAGAAGGAAGAGACUGGUACACACGGAAUAAUGGGCGUAUACGGCAGAACGACGGUAUCGGGAUGUUGGCUGAAGUUACGGGUGUGAUGGUGCGGGUUGGGUAUGUUCCUUAUUGGCCAGUUUCUAAUACCUGCCCGCCCUUCGGCACUUAUCGUGGCCGACGACCAUGGGUCCCUUAGCAGAAGGACUAUCUGCAUGGCUCGAAAGUCACUAAGAUUCUGAACAUUCACUAGAAACAGAAAGUCAUUAGCUC